ACCUGAUUCCCUCACAGCACCUGGAACUAGAGCCUGGAAAAGAUAAGGGACCACACUCCAACUAUGCAAAGACUCCCACGCUGCCAUGGCUGCUUUCUGCCCACCUCGCCUUGGGCACCAUUGCUCAUCUCCGGUGAUGCUGCACACAGAUUCUAAGAGUGCAAGGGGCUUCUUCUAUCUGGUCCCGAGCCACUCUGCAGGGAACCUCCAGGAGAGCAGAAGAGUCAGGAGUUACCUAGUUGGAAAGAAGUUAAGAAAAAGAAAACCCAAGCCGGGAGUCAUGGCAGCCAAACCCAAGCUCUACUACUUCCGUGGCCGGGGCAGGAUGGAGUCGAUCCGCUGGCUGCUGGCUGCAGCUGGUGUGGAGUUCGAAGAGGAAUUUUUUGAAACAAGAGAACAAUAUGAGAAGUUGAAGAAAGAUGGACUCCUGCUUUUUGGCCAGGUGCCUCUGGUUGAAAUUGAUGGAAUGGCACUGACCCAGACGAGAGCCAUCCUCAGCUACCUUGCUGCCAAGUACAACUUGCAUGGGAAGGAUUUGAAGGAAAGAGUCAGGAUCGACAUGUACACGGACGGCACUCUGGACCUCAUGAUGAUGGUGGCAUCGGCUGCCUUCAAACCCCCCGGGGAAAAAGAGGAGAACCUGGCUUUCGUGGUGGAGAAAGCGAAAACCCGGUACUUCCCCGUCUUCGAAAAGAUUUUGAAAGACCAAGGAGAGGAUUUUCUCGUUGGCAAUAAAUUCAGUUGGGCAGACAUCCAGCUGUUGGAAGCUAUUUUAAUGAUGGAAGAACUUGAUGCUUCUGUUCUUUCUGACUUUCCUCUGCUACAGGCAUUUAAAACAAGAAUCAGCAACAUCCCAACAAUCAAGAAGUUCCUGCAGCCUGGGAGUCAGAGGAAGCCGCCCCCGGACAGCCACUAUGUCAAAGUUGUCAGGAAUGUUUUGCAGUUCUAAUGCCAGAAGUUUUAUGAUGGCAGCUUAACCAAUCGUAGCAUCCACUUGGAAGCAAACUGUAGAUUCUAAGAGUAAAGUGCAGAUUCUAGGAAAACACAAGACCGUAUUAUCAUCAGUGGCAACUGCCAAUUAAAUGCAAUCUAAAACCA
Messenger RNA from Phacochoerus africanus (Common warthog), 1098 nucleotides. RefSeq names its product glutathione S-transferase alpha-4-like. The coding region runs from base 86 to 949 and encodes 287 amino acids. Gene Ontology annotation, biological process: glutathione metabolic process; xenobiotic metabolic process. Gene Ontology annotation, molecular function: glutathione transferase activity. NCBI's taxonomy places the organism in Eukaryota, Metazoa, Chordata, Mammalia, Artiodactyla, Suidae. The transcript has 9 exons. The record is from RefSeq and is a predicted model, not a curated record.